Messenger RNA from Lactuca saligna, 420 nucleotides. The record is from the annotation of a GenBank genome assembly. NCBI's taxonomy places the organism in Eukaryota, Viridiplantae, Streptophyta, Magnoliopsida, Asterales, Asteraceae.
AUGAAUUGUUAUGACAUUUCAAAUUCAAAGUAUACCUCUUCUUUGGAGGUUAGUGGUUUGCUGGACUGCAACUUAACGUUGGAAUCAAGCUCUAAUAUACAAAUUGAAAAUAAUGUAUCAGAAACUCAUAGAGAUUUAGCUGAAUCAACUAGCAGAAGUCACUCCACAGUUGUGCAUGAGUUUCCUUUUUCUCAAGGAAAGGUACUGAAAUUGCUAAAUGAAAGAAUUGGGGAAACUCCUACUUCUCAGGUUGCCAUGACUGGAGAUAGGGUAAAUGAUGCACCUACAUUAAAGAAGGCAGAUAUAGGAAUUCCCAAGGGCUUAGGCAUAAAAGUUGCAAAAAGUGCUUCAGACAUGGUUUUAACUGAUGACAAUUUUGCUACAAUAGUUGCAGUAAUGAGACAUUGUAAAGGCACAUAA